Molecule: messenger RNA, 3037 nt
Organism: Girardinichthys multiradiatus
Lineage: Eukaryota; Metazoa; Chordata; Actinopteri; Cyprinodontiformes; Goodeidae
Product: C-C chemokine receptor type 6-like
Exons: 2
Coding region: 497-1624 (375 amino acids)
Biological process (GO): chemotaxis; G protein-coupled receptor signaling pathway; immune response
Cellular component (GO): membrane
Molecular function (GO): chemokine receptor activity
Source: RefSeq, a predicted model, not a curated record
ACCAGCAAGUAAAAUCAAGGCAGACAAAAGACGCUGCAGAUGAAUCAGAGAACCUGAGAAACAGCCCAGCUGAUAAUCUGCAUUGAAGAGAGGAUCAAGACUGUGACUCUAGUUGAGUAUCUGAUUCUAGCUGCUGCAUUAUAUCCAGACAGCUGAGUGAACUUGGUCGGUGAGAAACUGACUGCUCCAAGUUUCAGGCUUCCAGAAGUCCUGAACCAAUCCCUCUUGCACCUUAAGGGUUUUCUUUAACUCUUCAGCCUCUGGAAGUUACUGACUGAGACCUAAGACAUCAGUGACAGGCCACUGAAACCUGGAGCAACGGUGCUUGUCUGCUCAGAGGAAGAAAACUGGAGAUUUUGGUUAUCUUCCGCCGUAGUAAUUCAAUCGUUGCCUCCAGAAGAAUUCCUCCCCAUCGGGUGCAUGGACAAGUCUUCGUCUUCAAAGCCUCCUCUUCAAACUCACCAGUUUCAGCAUUAGGAAAAGACAGUGAAACAAGAUGAACAAUUCAUAUUAUUCAUACUCCGACUACGAUUACUACAACUCCACUGACGACUAUGCACCAUGUGCUUUAAGUAGCAACUACAGUUUUAACACUGUGGUUGCUCCGUACAUUCACUCCAUCAUCUGCAUCCUGGGCUUUGUGGGCAACAGCCUGGUAAUCCUCACCUAUGCCCUCUACAAAAGGACCAAAUCCAUGACGGACGUCUUCCUGCUGAAUGUCGCCAUCGCUGACCUGCUGUUCGUGCUGGCUCUACCUUUCAUCGUCUACAACGAGCUGUACUCUUGGCCGAUGGGUUUGGUGGCCUGCAAGCUGCUGCGUGGUUCCUACAGUGUCAACCUGUACAGCGGCAUGCUGAUGCUGGCCUGCAUCAGCACCGACCGCUACAUCGCUAUCGUCCAGGCUCGCCGGAGCUACAGGUUACGCUCGCUGUCUUACAGCCGCAUUCUCUGUGCCCUGAUCUGGGUCUUUGCCUUACUGGUGUCUGUUCCCACUUUCUACUACUACAACUGGUACAAACCAGGACACAACGAGAUUAUCUGGGUCAAUGCCACGGAUGAGAUGGAGACAACAGAUUCACAUUACGUCUGUGAGUGGAAAUUUAAGGACAGUAAGACGGCAAAGGCAGUGAAGGUGGCUGUUCCCAGCAUCCAGGUCGCCAUUGGCUUCUUCCUGCCGCUGCUCAUCAUGAUCUUCUGCUACACCGCAGUCAUCAUCACCCUGCAGAAUGCUAAAAACUUCCAGCGACACAAAGCAGACCCAGUGGUGCUGGUCGUGGUUGUGGUGUUCAUCGUCUGCCACCUGCCUUACAACCUCGUUCUCAUGUACGACACGAUCCAUAUGUUCAAACUAAGCGAUUGUACCGAGGAGGACACCCUGUACACUGCAAAAUCUGUGCUGCAGACCCUCGCCUACCUGCACUGCUGCCUGAACCCAGUGCUGUACGCCUUCAUCGGGGUGAAGUUCAGGAACCACUUCAGGAGGAUGUUCCAGGACCUGUGGUGUGUGGGUAAGAGGUACAUCACCCCACGCCGCUUCUCCAGGGUCACCUCCGAUACCUACAUGUCCACAAUCCGCCGCUCUGUGGAUGGGUCCAGUGAAAACGGCUCGUCUUUUACCAUGUGAAGAUGUCAAUCUCAGGAGCUCUGAUUCAGACCUGCAGGUCUUUAAAGUCCUAACUUGAUGUUUAUGUAAAUGGUUUUGCUUUCAAGCUAAUUUCAGCCACAACAUCUUGAAUUUAGAAAGGACUAAACGAGAGAACAAAUCAUGACACCCCCUGUUGUUCUCCACAUCUCCUCGCUUAUGAGGACAUCUAUUGCCCACAGCCCCCUCCAGGUGACUCUACAGAUUUAGUUCUGGACUUUGACUAGGCCAGGGUGACUAGGAUUUACAGCCACCAUUUAUUUCUAUUUUUAGAUUUUAAUAUUAUUAAAACCAUUUUCUUCUAUUCUAAAAUGAUGUAAAAAACCAGAUAGUUUCCAACCUAAUGACAAGAAAAAUAGAAAUACUACUGGUACCUUUAGUGUUGUUCUGUUGUAGAAAUGACUUUCUGUUAUUCAUAGAAAAAACUGAAUAACUGCUAAAACCUGCAUUUGUUAUAUCUAUAUUUUUCAAAACAUUAUUUGUUUCUUUAUCAUAUUUUAACCAGUUAUGAAGAACCAUUGUGUAAGGUCCAAAGAACCAUAGAGGCCGGUCCCCCUGGAUUAGGCCAGGCCAGAACUUUAAUUAUCUUCUGAUGAAGCCAUUUCCAUGUAUGUUUGGACUCACUGUGAUACAGAAAAAUAAAAUCCUGAUUCUAUCUGAAGAACAGUAAACCUACAGCAUGAUGCUGCCACCACCAUGCUUCCCUGGGGGUUUGGUGUUCUUUUGGAAUUGUGGCCCUAAAGUUCAGAUGUGGCCUCAUCCAAGGUUUUGGGUUAUUUUAGCCCGACCUGGAGGAUUUCUUCUGUCUCCCAACCCAACUCUUUAGUCCAGACAUGUGGAGAACACACCCAGUACUUGCUGGAAAGUCCUGCAGCUCCUCCAGUGCUGCUUAUGGCCUCUAAGCAGUCUCCAUGAUUCUGCCUCGUCUUUUACGUUUGGAGAAAUGUCCAGUUUUGAUGAUGUCACUCCUGUCCCAUAUUUUCUAACUUUAUUUGUGACAUUUGUGAUAAAUAAAGGCUGUGGAUUGUUCCUCAUAUUCAGGUGUGCCCUCAAGAACAGCUGGUUUGCAGCUGAACCAAAGCGUAUUUAAAGUCUUAGUUUAAAGGUGUGGAUCCGGCAGAAGCUCCCACUUUAUAAAAGAUCGUUAUUGUUGAUCUUAUAUAUUUAGCGUAUAAGAACUGGUGAAUGUCUUCAAAAUCUUGACAAAUGUCUAUUAAAUAUAAUUUAGGAAGAUUAAUCCUAAUAUUUUACUGACAUUCAGUGAUUCGUCUUUUUUUUUGCUUCAUCUGUUGAACUUGUUUAACCUGAUUACGUUAAAUAUACAGGAUUCAUUUCUCAGCACGAGGUUGCUCUCUUUCUUUAUCGUCUUCAAUGUUCUUCCAGCUUUUCUCUGCC